Messenger RNA from Sparassis crispa, 678 nucleotides. RefSeq lists its product as hypothetical. The record is from RefSeq and is a predicted model, not a curated record. The transcript has 2 exons. NCBI's taxonomy places the organism in Eukaryota, Fungi, Basidiomycota, Agaricomycetes, Polyporales, Sparassidaceae. The coding region runs from base 1 to 678 and encodes 225 amino acids.
AUGCAACCAGCGAAGUCCAAUCGUCCAGCCAUUCCUUGGAUCGACCCUCCAAAUAGCAUUCCAAGGAAGUUGGUUAUUCCCUUCAAACCGUUUAACGUGAAUAUUGAGCGGUUCCCGCUCAAGCGUCGGCUGGAAAUCCAGCAGCUUCCGCCUUUCGAUACCCUUCCUCGUAUCCUGAUACCAUCCUCCAAGAUCGAGUUGAAGCCUCCCGUCCUUCACUGUGGUUGGGUUGUGAACCAAGCAAAGCUUUUCCAGCAUGCCAAGGAACUCAAUCUACCCGUCCUCUGCAACUCGCGAACUCAUAUGAAGGAUGCCGACAAAGAUUAUGAUGACGACGCAGGGUUCGACACCGACGAUUCGGAGGAGGAGGUCACCGCCAGGAACCUCGAUCCGGAUGAGGACCGUGUCGGGUACUUUGUACUGUUGCAGGAAACAGUAGAACUGUUGGCUGAAGAGCUCCAGUUGUCUUGGCCUCCUGGCCUGUUAUCCAUUCUCUCGCCGCUGAACGCUGGGAGUCCGGUUAUCUUGUCGUUGUUCACGAACUACGACCUCGCACUAGCCCCUUCGUUCAAGUCGGUGGAGGCGCUUCGCGCCUGGUUCGGCGAGACAGAGCAGCCGAAGUGGUAUUUGGACCAGACAAACUACAAGUGGCGCCCUGGAGAUGGUCGUCGAUGGUGA